GCUUGGAUGUUAUGUUUGCUCAGAUUUAAUGAAAGUGUAGAGAUCAGAAUUGUAGAUAAGCUCUGCUGGCCCACUUUUAACAGUGUAGGAUAUAAGCAACAAAAUAUUCUUGUUCUAAAUGCAGACAUAAAUUUCCUUCAAAAAGCUACACAGUGAACUGAGUACGAGAUCAUAAUGGUUGGAAAAUCACAAAGAUUGAAACUGGGGCACACAACACAGGAAUCAGACUGUAAGGAGAAGAAUCUGUAUGCUACAAAUGGGGAAACAGAGCAGCGUUGUGGGGAUCACGGACGAAGACUGGAGUUGUUCUGCCAGGAGGAUGAGGCCUUUAUCUGUGUCCUUUGUGUUCCCAAACACUCCAGCCACAGUUUUAUUUUCCUACAAGAUGUGAUCAGUGUUUAUAAGGAAAAGAUGAAAGCCGUUUUAACAUCUCUAGAAUCUAACGUGAAAGAUUUUAAGUACUUGCAAAGCCAGCAGGAAAAGGAAAUCCUAAGUAUACAAGACGCUGCAUUAAGUUUGGAACAAUAUAUUAGACAAGAAUUUGCAAAAUUACAUCAGUUUCUCCAAGACAAGGAACAGAAUCUCAUCCAGCAAGUUAAGGAGAAAGAAGCCAACAUUCUAAAAGAAACUAAAGAAAGUCUUCAGAGUGUUAAACAAGAUAUUAUUUCCUUCCCUGUGGUAGAACCUGACAGUGACUUGAAACUAAAAAAUAAAGUAACAGAAGUGGAUAUUCUGGAAAAGAUGGUACAACAUGUUGAGUCCACUGAAAAAGAUGUUAUGGCCACUCAGAAGACAUGUGAUAGUAACUUGGAGCUCGGGCAGCAGGAGUUUGUUAGAAUACUAAGAGUCCCACGAAGCUUUGAAGAUGUUGCUGUUAUCUUCUCAGAAGAGGAGUGGAAGUUGUUAAAAACAGAAGAUAAGGAGCUUCAUAAGGAAGUGAUGUUACAGAAUUAUGACAACAUGGUUUCAAUAGGAUACAGAAUUCCCAAAAAGAAAUUAUCACUAGUAUUCAAAGCGGAUGAUGAACCACCAAAGAGUGUUUUAAAGAGAAAAAACACCACAGAACAGAAGGAUAAUCUUCGUGAUAACCGCAAGAGAUGCAAAAUUCCACAAAAGACGUUACCACUACAAUUCAAAGCAGAUGAACUGCCAACGAGUGAUUCAAAGAGAAGAAAUACCACAGAACAGAAAGAUAAUAUUCAUGAUAACUUCCAGAGUACUGGAAGCUCAGAGUGCAGUGUGAGCUGUAGGCAGCAGUCAUCACUUGAGAGACCCCAGUUACAUUACCCAACAGAGAGACUGCAAGUGUGUGAUCAGCCUGUGAAGGUCGGUGACCAGUUUCAUCUCACUCCUGUACCACAGUUUCAGUUGGGACACUGUAACAGAAACCCUGAAUGUGACAAGGGAACACCCCAAUUACUUCAGACAGAGAACCUGCAGCAGUGUACUCAGGCUGAAACAGUAUACAACAAGUUUCAUCGGUCUCCUGUAUCAUACCUUUACUCAGGAAAUAACUGCAACGAGACUUCUGAAUGUGACACAGGUCAGAUAUUUCACAAAGAGAAGAAACUAUAUAAAUGUACUGAAUGCAACAAGUCAUUUGUUUGUGCCAAAAGUCUCAAAAGCCAUCAAGCCCUUCACACAGAAAAGAAUGGGAUCCAUUCCAAUCAUGGCAUUAGAAACCCAAAAGAGUUGGAGAAACUAAAUGAAAAGAAAUCAUUUAAAUGUGCUGAAUGCAAUAAGUCCUUCAGAUAUCUCUUUAAUUUUCAAAUACAUUUUGCAAGUCACACAGGAGAGAGACUAUAUAAAUGUGCUGAGUGCAGUAAGUCCUUCACAGAUCCCAACCACCUUCGUUUGCAUCUUGUUUGUCACAAUAGGAUUAGACCAUAUAAAUGUGCUUACUGCAGUAAGUCCUACAAUUUUCACCGGUAUCUUCGUGAACAUCUUGAAACUCACACAGGGAUUAAACCAUAUAAAUGCGCUGAAUGUGGUAAGUGUUUUACAAUAGAAAGAGACCUGACACGCCAUCAGUACUCACACACAGAUAUUAGACCAUUUAAAUGUUCUGAAUGUGAGAAGUGUUUUAGACAAAAGGUAGAACUAAUCCACCAUCAGCGCUCCCACACUGGUCUUAAACCAUUUAAAUGUGCUGAAUGUGGCAAGUGUUUUACACAAAAGUCAAGCCUAAAAUGCCAUCAGUACUCUCAUGCAGGGAUUAGACCAUUUAAAUGUACUGAAUGUGAUAAGAGUUUUACACAAAAGAAGCAACUAAAAUACCACCAGAAUACUCACACUGGAAAUAAACCAUACAAAUGUGCUGAAUGCAGCAGGUCCUUCACAUAUCCUAGCAACCUUAAAUCACAUCUUGCAAUUCACACAAGAACAAUUACAGAAGUUAAGAAAAAAGAAAAAGCAUAUAGAUGUGUUGAAUGUGAUAAGUGUUUUAGUCGAAACAGAAGUUUAAUAUGCCACCAGUACUCUCAUGCAGGGAUUAAACCAUAUAAAUGUGCUGAAUGUGAGAAAUGUUUUACAAAAAAAGAAAAACUAAAAGACCACCAGAAUACUCAUCUAGGGAAGAAACCUUAUAAGUGUCCUAAAUGUGGUAAAUGUUUCAACAGUUCUAGUAGUUUUCACCGACACAAGAAAAGCUGUCAAAAGAUUUAAAUUCAAAUGUGUGUUCAUUAAUACACCAGAUUUGCGGAAAACAUUAUAUAGACCAAGAAACUUUGGGCCAUUUGGAAAAAGAAACAACUGAGGAAGUACAAAAGUAUAAACAAAAUUUCAAGAUUUUUGAAUGGUAUAAAAAAGGAAUAUGGAUGUAGAAAAGAAAGAGAGAUCAGAUAUGGUACAAUAUUUAUGCAAGGAGAAAACCAAAUUAAUCAGCACUAUAAAAGCAGCCCCAAAUAUAUUCCAAGAGAAAUACAGGCAAAAGCAUCCAGAUGUGGCAAACUUCACAAUACAAAAAAUAAGAUCACAGUGGGAACGUAGAACAGAAGAUUAGGAAAGUAGAAGUUAAAAGUGGAAACUGAAGAUGUCCUUCAAGGAUGCAUCUGCAGUCCUUACAAAUGGGUUGUCCUGUCGUCAGGCAGCCCUUCGG
Molecule: messenger RNA, 3097 nt
Organism: Protopterus annectens (West African lungfish)
Lineage: Eukaryota; Metazoa; Chordata; Ceratodontiformes; Protopteridae
Product: zinc finger protein 26-like
Exons: 7
Coding region: 175-2664 (829 amino acids)
Biological process (GO): negative regulation of transcription by RNA polymerase II
Molecular function (GO): DNA-binding transcription repressor activity, RNA polymerase II-specific; zinc ion binding
Source: RefSeq, a predicted model, not a curated record